This is a messenger RNA of Ectocarpus siliculosus, 2362 nucleotides long. NCBI's taxonomy places the organism in Eukaryota, Phaeophyceae, Ectocarpales, Ectocarpaceae. The record is from the annotation of a GenBank genome assembly.
AUGUCUGAGACGCCGAGGCCAAGCUACGUGGAGUACGGAGAGCAUGAGAAAAAAUCGUUGAGCAAGAGCUGGGAUGCAGAAAGCCGAUUCCGGCUCCAGGAGAAUGCACUCAGCUUGCCCACUGGCGAAGACGACACCGCUCUGUUCAGGGUCAAAGUCGAGCUGGGGCUUCACGAGCUCACGGCCGCUCUUACUAGCCUUAGCCGUCGAAUUGACAAGCUGGAGGAGAACACAGCCCCUCCCGAUACGGAAAAGCAGGAUGAGGCAGUGAAGGAACUCGCUCGCAGCGCCCGUUGCCUCUCCCAGGCCCUGCCAGGUAUCGCGUCAGCGCGGACGAGGCGGCGCGCUCUACACGGCUAUUUUCGCGAGGGUGACGAGAAGAGGGGCGGCUAUGGGGACAGGAAUGAUCCGGCUGCCAGGGCUCUCGUCAUCGAAGGCCUGGCGUGCCUGGCGGGCAAGGUCAGGGUGGAAACGGCUCGGGGUAAGGCCAACGGUGGGGGGGUAUGGUCGAGCACAACCAGAGCUACCCGUGGGUUGAGCCCGUCGCCCCGUCGCCAAAAACAGUCGACUCACUCUUCUGUAGGAGAGACAGGCGUGGCAUCGGAGGAGGAGAAAAUGCUUCAAGGAGUGAUUUCUCGCGAUGGUGGCGACGGAGACACGCGAAUGUUAGCACCCGCUUCGGAACGAGAUUUCUCUUCGCUGAGAACUUUGGCUCUACCGAAAGGGUUCGCGCCGGAAGGUGCGGUCAAUGCUGUCACCGCUGCUGCUCCGGCGGCGGUGGUACAACGAACCAAAGCCAGCGAAGUACCCAAGGACAAGAGCGGCGGAAGCUUCUCGCCCGAAGGGGUUUCGCUGGAUGCGUUGGAGAUUGCGCGACCGCAGAACCAGCGAUCUUUGUUGGAUGCGGAAGGCGGGAAGAAAACGCCUUUGGUGGACGGCGAAAGGCGCUCGUCGUUCAGUUGCCGGGACAAAGUUUCGCUAGAACGGGAUGGCAGAGCGCGGCUCGUGGAUGCGCAGGGUUUCUUCGACUUGGGGGCUGCUGGUACAUGCAGGGAGGACUCGGCGGGGCUCGCGGGGUUGGAGGGGAAACAAUCGGAGGGUCCCUACCCCGAGAUCUCCGAUCGCGGCGUAGCGGAGCUUGAGGCAAAGUUGGAGGAUCUCCGUAAGAUCGGAGACAGGAUCAAGGAUGAGGCGGCGGCUACGAUGGAACCGAGCGUGACGAUUCCAACCCAAGAUUUUUGUGAGUCGGGCUCGCCUUUUCCGCCAUCUCGGCACCCGCACCACCAUCAACAGACGAGUCGCAGCGGGCGAACUCGCGGGAGCAAACUGGUCGGCGCUGCUACGGGUUCUGCCUUUACGUCGGCGGAAUCGUCUCCGUGUCGUUCAGAGGUGGACCUUUUAUCGUCUGCGGUGCCACCCCCGAGACCGGGCGACCACCAGGGAACGGAGCCGGCCCUGUCGAAACUGCUGGCGCCGCCGUUCAACAAUGUAGCGCUGCGGGGGGAAUUUAUCGCAUCUCUGGAACAGCACCUCGCUCAGUAUGAAGAUUGUACAAGGCACACAGUUGAAGACGACGCUACGGGGAAAGCCGUAGGUGACGGGCAUGCUAAGGUCGACGAUAUGGUAGCGGCUUGCGACGGUGACGGAGACCAAGCCUGCCGCAACGGUAGCCGUGACAGGAGCGACGACACUUGCACCUCAUUCCUAGGAACGAUAACAUCCGUGAGGGAGAUUCCUUCGUCAAGUGUGGCCUCUGAGACCAGAUCGAAACAACCGGUUCGGGCUGCGCCGAAAGAAGUCGAGGAGGCUGAAAACGCUACCCCAAACGCUACAGGUGCGACAAGCGGUGUGUCAAGGGAAGACACGGAUGGUCUGGUGGAGGGAGAGGGACAUCACGAAAAGACGCCGAUCGAGGAAACUACUGCUGGGAUGGAAGCGAAGACGUCAAUAAACUGGGCCCAGGAGUAUCAUGACUACCUGUGCAGCAAAGAUCCAUGAAGGUCCUAUCCAGUUGUAUGCGUGUGUAUGGAUUUGGUUCAAUGGAUGGGCGUUGAAGUCUCGGGAGGAGGUAUUGCGUGCAAGAAGAGGCUUGAAGCUGACGUAAGCGGCGUACCUAGAUGGCCUUUACAUAGCACGGGCUCGUGAAGUGUGUGUAGAGAGAAAGUAUUCUAUGUCUCUAUCUGCAGCUCGUACGUACCACAGGAGGAAAAACGUGAUGCUAGUGAGACCCAUCUUUUUGGGGAGCAAAUCUUCCUUUGGGCAAAUCUUGCCUUUUUCGACCUUUGGGGCAGCCUGCGUCGCGAACGAAUGAAAAUCAGCAUGUUCGACCCUCGAGAAAAGUCACAGCUUUGGUUGAGAUGUC